AAAGAGAUUUAAAGUUAGUCAUUGUAAGCACACACAGGUGGCAGCAAUGAGAUAAAUACAGAUUAAUACCAUGGUUCAGUGAGUUUCUGAAAAAAUACUCAUGUAGAUUAUCAGGCUUCUUUUUCUCUUUUUUCAUUAUCUUAUACAGUGAAAAAAUGCCAAGGAUGAGCAUAACAUUGAUGUUCCUGUUUUUCUUGCUAAUUUGUGUAUGGCUCUGUGAAGGACAUUCUAUAAAAUUACGCUCCAAAACACAAAAGUCGGUUUCAACUGAAAAAUCUCAAGUUCGUCAGUAUGUUAUGUCAACUAACGCACAAGCACAAGAUGGAGGGCCAUACCAAGGGUCAUACACCUAUGGCAAUAAUGGUCAAUAUCCGUCAGGUUAUGGAAACAUACAAAACCAGUUUGGACAAUCACAGUAUGAUAAUGUGCUUCAAAUUACAGAACAACGACCGCCAAACAAGGGACAUGGUGGUGUUUUGUAUUCUCAUAGGCCAGUGAUCGAUCAUGACAAGGAUAUUCUUCCACCUAACAAUAAAAAGCAAAAACAAGCCAAAACAAAGAAAAUUAUCCUAAAGAAAGAAGAUGACGAAGAAAAGUGAGAAUACGUGUUGAAUAAAACUCGAUUUAGUCCGUUGUAGAUGACUCCCCCACCACAAACAGUGUUUCUAUUGCGCAUUGACUUUAUCAUGUGAAUUGUAUGAUGAACAUGUAUUCACGCAAGGUAUUCAAUAUGCAAAUCAUAUUAACACAUUGAUUUACAAAUUACAUUACUAAAAAUUUCAGGCCAUACGCCACGAAAUUGAUCGCAAAGGAGGGGUGAAUGGAAUAGUACCUGAACUUACUGAAUUCACUGUCUCUCAGCCAUGCCGUUCAGAGAACUGUUUAUCGUUCAGAGAACUGUUUAUCGUUCAGAAAAAAUUGGAGGGAAGGGGUUAGGGUUAGCUAGGGUAUACCAGAGGGGUGGUACCAUUGAGGUGUACUAUGUUACUAUACGCUUACACGAAGUAUUUGAGAUUAUGACUAUGUAAUUAGAAAGAUGGUGAUCAAACAGAGAGGAAUUAUUGGUAAAAUAAAGAAAUUUUCUCCUGAAAUUCAAAGAUUAUUUGCGCUUAGCAACCAGUUCCAAUUUUGUGAGAAAUGUAAAAAAACUGCUUUACUAUUUCGACCGUUUGAUUAUGCAAGUAUCUCAUGCAAAUGUCAAAAACGGAAAGAAACCCACACACCAAGAUUACUUGGUCAAACUUAUCCACAAUGGAAAGUUAUGUGUGAUGUUCAAAAACUGCAUAGUUUGCGUUUCAGAAGACGGUUUAGAAAUCGUGCAAUGUAUAUUUUACCUUUGGGAAACACCGAUGACAUAAUGGAGAAAAAAUUUGACUGUAAAAACAGCAAAAGUUUAAUGAAGUUCGUUGUAAAGUACACGACAUUAUUUUUUCACGGUAUGGAUGUAAAACUUCUUUCUUUCCAAAAUAUUGAAAGUCUUGGUUUUACAAUGAGAAUCAACAAACAAACAAGAAAGAGACAGGUGUUGGUUACUGAUAUAAUUGAAUACUUGAAGAAAAUUCGACCAAAUGAUGCAUUCUGCAUUAUUGGGUGGUCAAGUUUGGAUCUAUAUCCUUGUUCCGAUAUGAACUUUGUCUUGGGCGAGGCAGAUUUUUUAAGUGGAUGUGCUGUUAUUAGUUUUGGUCACUAUGCCAGUAUUGCUAAUAUGAAUGUUAUUAAAAAUCAAAUGAAGUCAAAUGAGAAACAGUUUACUAAAACCAAGUCUUGUUUUAAUCUUUCAUCUCCUUCAUCAGUUAGUCAACCAGAAAAUUGUGGAAAUGCUCAUGACUUAGCUUUUUGGAGGAUACCAAAGGUUCUCACUCAUGAAGUGUGCCAUUUGCUUGGAAUGCAUCAUUGUACGUUUUAUAGCUGUCUUAUGAAUGAAAGCAAUGAUGUUUAUGAAGCUGAAAGCCAACCGGCAUUUCUUUGUCCAAUAUGUUUACGAAAACUACACAAGUUUCUUCAGUUUCCAAUAAUUGAGAGGUAUGAAUUCAUUAAAAAAUUUUUGAAGCAGUAUGCGGAUUAUUUACCAAAGGAACGAAGAUGGUCAAUGAGUGAUUUUAUGAAUACUCACUCAGGAAGCUGGGACUGUAAAGUAGCGCCUUCAGUGAAAAAUAAACUUUUGGCCUCUCAAAACUUGAAAAGAUUCGGAGAUUCUGUGCAAUGGCUGAAAGAUGUUCUAGUGUUUUUGAGACCUCAGGCACAGCUGUCUUUCAAUGCUCAUGAUUAAUUGUGUUGUGAUAAUUUUACUUCCAAACUAUUUGAGAAAAUACGUCCCAAAUCACUGAGUACGCGAACCUGUACAGUUUCCGUGAGUAUCAUGCUGGAAAUGACAAAUACCUGCUUGUAUUCCGAUUAUUACUAUGCGUCACGAUGAUCUAUCAUAUUGAAAUAUUCGUCGGUACUUGUUUCGUCGAGUACGUUUCAUUCUACGUAUAAUAUUUUCAUAUAUCGUUGGAACUUUAUAUUGUCUUUUCAUAGAGAUAAACGUCUAGCAUAGCUUGGUUUCAUUAUUUGGCUUAGUUUUGCUUUGUAUGCGCUAAAUGUUGUUGACGAUCACAACUGAUAGACUCCAAACAUAAUUUGAUAUUUGGUUUAAUACGUGUUAUACAUGUAUGAUGUGAAUGAAGAUGCAACGUUGGACGAAGACAUAUCGACUUUAAUUAAACCUCCUGUGAAUAAAAUAGCGCAUUCCUUUCAUGUUAAUACCUGUGAAUACAAACUUGACAAACUGUUUACGAAACAGCGUUGCAGCUCAAAUAUCAGCAGUGAUGGCAGCAUGGAAGAGAGUCAAGAUAAGUUCAGAUCAAACAAGUCAAGUUUAGAUUUAUUGUAUACUAACAGAAUACGAGAACUUUCCAAAAGGAUUAGCCUCCUUGAUUCAAGUAUCGAGAUUUAUGAUAAUACUGAUGUCGAGGAUGGUUUAACUGAAGACGAAAUGAUUGAGAAUCAUGUAACAAGAUUGGGAAUACUUGUGAAGAAGCAAUCUGCGGCCAUUGUAGAUCUUUCUAAAGAACACAACGCGUAUUUAGUUAUGGAAAAAAAUACAAGACAAAGAUUACAGGCGGAGUUGGAAUAUAAUUGCAAACAAAUGAAAAUGUUUGAUAAUCAACUUCUCUUGCUUCAGUCAACACUUGAUAUCUUAAACUCAAAAUUAUUAAAACGAAAGUCCAUUGUACAUGACAGUUCAAUUAUUCAAACAGAAAGUCGCGCAUGGUCUGGUGUUUCUGGCUCGAACGAACAAACUUAUCCUGCUAUAGAGUCUGCUGCAGUGCUAACUAAAGGUAAAGAAACAAAACUUUAUAGUUAUAAUGCUUUGAAACGUGAUGAUAAAAUUUACACCAAAUUUACGCCAAAUAACGCUAAAUUUACUGACAAUUCGCCGAUGUCUCUUUUGGAAAUGAAAGAAGAGGGAAACGAUAGAAAGAAUAUAAUGACAAGAAAAAAAAUGAUGACUUUGUCAUUUGGUCUCGAAGAUGACGAAUCGUCCAUUUUAGUUUAACGACGCACAUGCAUUAAAGAAAUAUUCGUAAAUGACGAUUCUAUGUUGAUAUCAACAUUUAAAAUAGGAUUCGAAAAUAAUAUAUGCGAUAUUGUAAUUAUUGUACAUUGAUCAAGUUUAUAGGCAUUAGGGUUUUAGGAAUCUUGUGAAUUCCGUAAAAAUAUAUUUGUGACAGUAGGCCUUGCUGUACAGCUGUUCCUAGACAUAACACAUUACAAGAAAAAAUUAUGUCGUAUACGAAAUCGUGUUCCCUAAGAUUACGUUUUUAGAUUAAAGCCCGAAAAAAAAUUCACUGUAUUUUUGUGGACAUACAUCUAUUAUUAUUUUCCAAAACAAGGAUAGAAGCAGAUUCUGUGUACUAUGUUUAUGUUUAUUCAGUUAAAGUUGCUAGUUAUAAUUUAUUCAACUGACAUAUAUUGAUAAAUCCAUCUUAUCAGAACUUAAAUACAGUGAAAUGUUGAACGUUGUUAUUAUA
Molecule: messenger RNA, 4016 nt
Organism: Xenia sp. Carnegie-2017
Lineage: Eukaryota; Metazoa; Cnidaria; Anthozoa; Malacalcyonacea; Xeniidae
Product: archaemetzincin-2-like
Exons: 6
Coding region: 1037-2269 (410 amino acids)
Biological process (GO): proteolysis
Molecular function (GO): metallopeptidase activity
Source: RefSeq, a predicted model, not a curated record